AUGGCGCGGACCUUGCAGACCGCCAGAGUAUCGACCGGUGGGAAAGCAUCGCGGAAACAAAUAAAAACUCCAAUAGCAGGGGGUCCAGCAAGUAAGGCUAAGUGCAAAUCAACCGCUGCUCAAGAUGAAUCCAGCCUGUCGAGCAUACAAGAAGUUGAAGAUACGACGAUCUAUGUUUCUCACGCCGAGUUUAUACCUAGACAACGAAAACGACGCUCAAGGCAUCCGCCUGAACCUUCAAGCUCGUCGUUGCCGGCCCGUAGAUCGACUCGAAUACGGGACGCAGCAAAGAAGAAGGCUUCUGGAGCACAAUACUCAGGUACUAGGGUAACGAGCUCGGCUUCCGAAUCCUGCGGCACUGCCAUAAACAGUACGAUUGAACAACCGUUUUAUCCCGUGGGCAACGACCGGCCCCGCCCAUUCCUACCCUUUGCGCGGUUCGACAAUGACCCAGAGUUACUCAGCAGUAUACAGGACUUGAACGUGCCGCUUUUGGAGAAUGCAGUCUGGCAGCCAAAUAGCAACGGUGAAGGGUUGCGAGGCGGGUUCGGCUACGUUGAGAAGGCUUCAUGGAAUAAACAAGAUGUCGCUGUAAAGUUCCUAAAGAGUUCUCAGACAGUUUCCGGCGCGACUAGAGGAAAAAAGUCAUUUCGUCGAGAGCUUAGUGCCUGGAGAAAGCUUGCGCAUCCUAAUAUCCUACCAUUCCUUGGGGUGGUGGUGGUAGAUAAGAUGUACUUGGGAAUGGUGUCGCCCUACAUGCCAAAUGGGUCUGCACCCAAAUAUAUCAGCGAAAACCCGGAUGCCGACGUGCUUCAAAUUCUGCAUGAUGUGGCGGAAGGAAUGAGCCAUCUUGCGGGGCAGAAACCACCAAUUGCGCAUGGGGACCUAAAAGGAGCGAACGUGCUGGUCGACCAAGGAGGUCGUGCGUGCAUCUGUGACUUUGGUCUAUCACGAUUCAUGAAGGACUUCAUGUCGAUUGAUACGACUUUUGGCGGCACUAUCCGGUGGAUGGCACCCGAACAGCUUCGUGCCGAAACAAUGAUAGUAUCCCUUCCUGCGGAUAUCUUCUCGUGGGGAAUGCUCUCACUCGAAGUGGGUUGGUUCCUCAAUAUAUCAAGCACCGUUGACAACUUUGAUACCAAUAGUUAA
This is a messenger RNA of Rhizoctonia solani, 1149 nucleotides long. Its product is annotated as Tyrosine kinase specific for activated. Lineage: Eukaryota; Fungi; Basidiomycota; Agaricomycetes; Cantharellales; Ceratobasidiaceae. The record is from RefSeq and is a predicted model, not a curated record. Gene Ontology annotation, biological process: protein phosphorylation. Gene Ontology annotation, molecular function: ATP binding; protein kinase activity. Bases 1 to 1149 code for a protein of 382 amino acids. The transcript is spliced from 6 exons.